Molecule: messenger RNA, 1551 nt
Organism: Aphanomyces invadans
Lineage: Eukaryota; Oomycota; Saprolegniomycetes; Saprolegniales; Verrucalvaceae
Exons: 3
Coding region: 61-1551 (496 amino acids)
Biological process (GO): DNA repair
Molecular function (GO): methylated-DNA-[protein]-cysteine S-methyltransferase activity
Source: RefSeq, a predicted model, not a curated record
ACCACUUCAACAAGGAGGGCUAUCCGGAUAUAUCACGUGUAUUAUCCGGAGAUUUCCACCAUGCAGUCGGAGAUGGACGAGCGCGUGAUCUUCUUGGACGUGGAUGGAGUCCUGAAUACUCUCCACGACCACGCCCAGCUGAACGCAGUGCUGUUGUCUCGGUUGAGCCGCCUCGUCCAUCUCACACACGCGAAGCUCGUCAUCUCGUCGACGUGGCGCCUCCAUUUCGACCACUUGGUCACCCUCGUUCAUGCGUUGGCCACCGUGAACGUACCUUGCCAUCGCAUUGUUGGUGUCACCGGGACGGAAAUUGCACCAUCUCUUUGCGCACAACGAAGCGCUGGGUAUUGUCGAGCCGAGGAGAUUUUGGCGUUUGUUAACGAAUGCUACAAUCCGAGCCGCGUGCAGUGGGUGGCCGUCGACGACUUGACCUUGCUGGACCAUCCCCACAUGCCACCGCCUCGUGUUGUGCAGACGUCUCCACACCAAGGUUUGACUCUUGACGCCAUGCGGGGUGUGCUGGCAGCGUUCCCGACCGACCCACCACUCGAUGAACCAACGUGGACAGUCACGUUGCGGCCGACGUCAUGCGCGGCAACUCGCCAAGACGGCUCAUAUGGGCCGUUUCAGAUGUCUUUCGAGGACGGCAUCGACUGGAGGCGUCUCCAUGAAUGGAUUCACUUCACCACGCGUGGCGCACCAUUUCGAGUAGCGUCUGACGACAACUUCUCGCUGGAGCAUGCCAAAGCGGCGGCAUAUCGGCACAGGAAUGUCCACGCGAUGUUGUUGUUGCAUGACGUCACGUCGUCAGAAAAUCAAGUCACUCAGGCACAUCUUCCUGCACUCCAAUCAUUCGAUCGAUUCGUUGUCGUGCAAGGCCGCGUCGGAACUGACAGUGCAGUGACGUUCACUGUCAUUCAUGGUCACACAAAGGUAGUCGAGAGGCACCAAACGUGGCCCGCGCUCGACGUGACAAUGGCCGUACUGCGUCAUGUCGACGACUGGCUCUGCAAAGCUACGGCAGGGCUUUCGUGGGUCUUGGUGGGCAGACACGUGAUCGAGUGGGUGGCGGCCUGCGACAGGAUGAACCUGCCAUGCCCAGCGUACUUCCAUACGUGGCAUGACGUCGGGCAUUCCAACUUGAGUUUGUUCAUGGAAUCCUUGGCAAGAGGGGUUCAUGUCACUCCAACCCACAGCGUUGCCAGUGACGUGGAUGUGACGCUGGUGAGCCAGCAAUGGAUAGCCCUGUGCCCUUCCCCACCACCCACUUCGUCGAUGCGCUUGUUGUCUCCACGUAUCGCACAGAAUCUCGUAGAGUUGUUGCCCGGACUGAAAGCACCAUGUGCCAAAGGUCACCACGAGUUGAUCAAAGUGGCGGCAAUCCAGGACUGGGCGUUGCGCCAUGUGCUCGCCGGUUACCUCGCUCGAGGGGAUAUAGCGAACGGAAUGACGUUAGAUAUGGUGCUCGCCGCGCUUGGCGACGGAGGGCCGUACAGCGACGGAGACGUGCUUCAGUGCAUCAGCUCCGACGUCGACGACAUGCUGUGGUGA